AUGAUGUCCACAAUGAAUCGCCCCGAAGACACCAUUCGCGGUCCCCGGUCAUACCCAAGUCCAGCCGAGGAUGAAGACAACGAAAAAGGGCCACACGACUCCCUUGUACCGCCACCACUGUCAUACAAUGAAGGAUUCCCAAGUUUCGAUGGAGAAGGGUCCAGGCCUGGUACAGCCAUGGGCGACACACCUAAGAGUACUGGCAAACGAGGGUCCGGUCCGAAACCAUUGACACAAGAUGAAACAAUCGAGCUUGCCAAGCGUGCUGUCGAGAGUGGGAUCCAAGACACAAAACGAUCGUUGGCGGGAAGCGAGGCAGUCACUGAUGUAGUGAAGCCCAAAUUGACGAUUGAUCUGGGCCAUUCACAUAUCGUUCGCAUACCGGAGCCUGUUGUGGAUAUUAUAAAAGAUGAAGUGGAACGGCUCUCUCUUUCGAACAACCACCUGUUUCAUAUUCCAUACCGCUUUGCUGAAUGUUCUCAUCUCCGAUACCUCAAUAUUCGAGCUAAUAAUUUCCGUGAAUUCCCCAAAGGGGUGUACAAAUUACUCCUGCUAGAAAUCCUUGACCUCAGUAGAAAUAAAAUCAGCAUAUUGCCUGAUGAAAUUAGCAGGCUGAAAUCAUUGCGAGUGCUUUCUGUUAUGCAGAACAGACUCGAUGAACUUCCUGUCGGUUUAUCUGACAUGAAUAAGCUGCAGAUUCUCAAAGUUGCUGGAAAUCCUCUGCGAUCCCCACUCCGACGUGUCUUGGAGACAUCGGAGACAGACAUGGCACCAUCGGCAAUGACAGACAACGAGAAGGAGGUCGCGGUUACUGCAGAAUUGAAGAGGUUUCUAAAGACUCGGCAACAAGCAACAACUCCAGAACCUGAGCUUAGUACAGAUGCAAGUGAAAGCUCGUCAUUUGAAACACCUCGGCCGGCGCCAGUGAAGCGGAAACUGAGCAGUCGCUUUCCCGUCAUACCUAGUACUGGCGAUAGCUCAGCAGCGUCUUCUCGAUCACCGUCUCUUUCCCGAGGGGCAGGAAUGCCGGCGGCAACAAAAACUCACUACCGCAUGGCUUCCGGUCAACAAAGCGGUAGCUAUCAACUGGAAAGCCUUCGACGACCCAGCGCGACACCACUUAUCAAUGAACGCAACCGAAGCAAUAGUGAAGGCAUAAUCCAAGCAUCAUUUGCUGCUCGAAGCAAGCGCAUGGGAGUAAUCACCCGCAAGAACACAGAUCUAGGGACACUUGAUGAAACUCGGGCCUAUCGCAACAGUCAUUUACGAGGUCUUAGCCAUGGUUCCGUACUUCGACCACGACCAGCGGGGCCGGCUCCAGCCAGUGGCAGUAGUUCAUCAAGUCCUAGCAGCCCUCGAGACCGUCGACGACCGCGAGAUGGCUGGGUCAAUCGAAUGUCCAGUCUUCCAGAACACAAGGGGGAAAGAGGCUCAGACGGACCAGUCAUCGAGAGCGCCAAGGGGAUUUUAUUCGCUCUCUUCCAGGUCCAUUCUCAUAUUUCCACCUUAAUAAAUGUGAUCAAGCGUGAUGACACCAGACGUCAUAGUCUGGAGCUCGUGUUCUACAACGCCUCGACUCAUGUUGACCGGCUCAACGAGGCUCUUGAGAAUGCAGAGACGUUUCUACCCGACGAUCAAGACUCGACGCGGGGAAUGAACGAGACCGUGAAACGAGAAUGUGAAACAUGCAUUGCAGCUUACUCGCAUGUUGGAACUCAGCUCCGUAACAGUGCUGCAAAGAUUGUUUCCAAUGCCGACUCACGGUAUGUUCGUUCAUUGAUGCUUAUGAUGUAUGGAAGUUUGGUGGAGCUACGAAAUGCUUGCGCUGGGCUCAACGUUUCCCUUCAACCAGCCAAGAAAACCCUUCUGGAGUCCAAGCCAAUCAUUCCUGAAAUACAAAAGGGUCCUUCGGCGCCAGCAGAACGGCCUUUGAGGCCAUUGGUCACGCCUACCCGGGAAACAACUGCACCUACCCGGCGAUUACGCAGCGACACAACCAUUAGACAUCCCCAAGUACCCUUGACACUUCCAAAUUCGCAAGUCAAUGGCUCGCCCGGAUUCAUCACGCCAUCAUCAUUCAACUACUCACGCAGUAGGUCCAGCAGCCGGACAAAUUUGAUCAACACAUCUGUGCCUACAUCUAUGGCCACACCUCGCUCUGGCGAGUCAUUCCCUCCCAUGCCUGUUGGCAUCGCUCCUCGAAUCAAUCCAUUGACUGGAUUAGAUGAAAUUGAAGAAGAGCGUAUCUUUGAAAGAAUCUUCUACCAACUUACUUCUGCGUACAGCGCAGCGCUACAAGCACUACCGUUAGCCCGUCGGCAAUUAUUACGGUGUCUUGAGGCUGCCGAAAAGUCUCGCGAGUCUGAAGGGAUCCAGAUGCUAUGGAACAACCUCAUCCGUCGAUGCCAGUCAUGCAUAGAGGUAUCGGAGGCACUUGGCAUACGUCUGUCAACGAUGAAAGUCAAGGAACCAAACGGUGGACUCCGCAAUCAGCGUGAGUUCUGGCAACUAUGCAAGGCAUUUAUGCAAUCCUUUGUAGAUCUCGUGACAGACAUGCGAGAGGUGCGCAGUAUGCAACGUCUACCCCAGGAUAUCGUUAUUAUCCUUCGCCCUGUCCAAAAAGCUAGCAGGGAAGCUGGCCGCCUGAUCGAAGCAUCCCCCUGGUCUUUCCUAGCAGACAUGGCCAGUAAUGCACCAGCAAGUCACCUCUACGGCCCUCCACUACAACCGCCACAUAUUCAACAUCAAACCUCAUCAUCUACAUCCGCAAUCGCCUCCCACUCCCUUCCAUACCUGACGACUGGCAUGUCCCCUCAAUCCAUUACUGUCCCGAGUACCCCGCUCAGCGCUGCGCUCGGUCCCGCGGCACAGGCUACUGUUCCCUCAACCCCGGCCAGUGCUUACAGCGACAAAUUCUUCGAGGGUGAUGUGUUUCAACGCGCUGAUUCACUCCUGUCAAUGCAACAACAAACACCAUACUUUCGUCGAGUCUAG
Penicillium angulare is the source of this 2994-nucleotide messenger RNA. RefSeq lists its product as uncharacterized. NCBI's taxonomy places the organism in Eukaryota, Fungi, Ascomycota, Eurotiomycetes, Eurotiales, Aspergillaceae. The record is from RefSeq and is a predicted model, not a curated record. The transcript has 4 exons. Gene Ontology annotation, molecular function: protein binding. The coding region runs from base 1 to 2994 and encodes 997 amino acids.